CACAAGACGACAACGAGGACGCCAAUGAAAGGUAAGCACACAGGAGGAGCAAGAGAAUCCUCAGUGUUGAUGAAUUUAGCAGAAACUACAAGUAGUUUUUUUAGGAUAAAGAUGAACGAAGUGAUACCAAGCGGUCUGCUUUCUCCUUUCUCCAGCAGGGGCAAACAAAAUGGGUCUUACCGGCUCCAAGCAAGAGGAGUCGUCUGGCGAUCAGGAAUACACGACAAGCAACAGUUUCGUGCCUGCGGGUCGGCGUUCGCGUGACAGCAGGCGGUCUCUUCGCCGAGAGCAGCUCCAGAAAAGUUGUAAGCGCAAAACUAGCGGGGCCGUCGCUACUAGUGAUGCAUCCUUUGCGUCGAACGCGGAACGAAGCUCAACGAAUGCAGAUGGGGGUGUUGUUAGUGGAGCAAACAACACGACGUCGCCGUCCUCGUCACCACAGCGACGACGAACGAGUCGAACUAGAAUCGAGUCACCGCAUGCCGCAGGUGCUCCUUCAGCGGCAGUGCUUGUUCCCGAGAAUAGAACACCUCCUACUUCUUCUCACGAACAUAGCAGUACUAGAGUUGUAGUCGAGGAGUCGAACUCGAACGCGAGCUACGCGGUGAAAACUGAAGACGGUGUAGCUGGAGGCGAUGUGGCGCAUCAUCAAGAACAGCGGACAGAAGUCGAGUUCUCCGAUGAUCUUGAGGUUCUGUUUGAUCCAGAAGCGAGUGUUUCCGAGUACAGGCGGUUGCUUCUCGGUAGUUCCGGCGUUCCCUCCGACGGUUCAACGUCCCUCGGCCUCGGUGGCGCUCCGAGACUCAGCACUGCGAAGACCAAGUUUCACACUAGUUUUCAGGGCAAUGCUGGCGCGGAGUAUUUGGAGCCCGUCGACCGCGCCAAAGUCUUGAAAUUAAGGAUUUGAAUAUUGAUGUACGCAGACUGGUCUAUACAACUUUCAUCAAAAUCUAUGAAUUUCAUCUUUCUUUUCAUCAAUAUGUCAUCCACAUGAUGGAAACCCAGCGGCUCCAGAGUGCAUUGUUCCUCUGACUCAGGUCAAGGGGAGGGGCACAGCUGGUUCAUGAUCGAUAGUUUCAGCAGGGGAUCAAUAUCGAAGAUUCUCACAGAUUCACGCAACAGUAGGAACAAGCAGCUCUUCCUCUUACUAGUAUGUAAGAAACAAAAACUACGUACUGUCCAUCGCUACGAAAGUUGAUAUCGGGAACGGCCACAGGAUAUACCGCUAAUGAAAAGCCACAUGGGUCGGAUGGAAUACUUCAAGCGGUUGCCGGAUGUGGACCGUCGAUUGUCCGACAUUCGUUUGCGUCGAACGGAGAGUAGUCCACCCUACGAUACUAGCAGUAUCCUCGAGAUGCCUGACACUGAGGAGGACGCCGCCGCGCAAGGCGAGAGUGAGCGCCUAGAAGCAGAAGUUAAGACUCGCAAUUUCCACGUACAACCUUCCUUCUGGGAGUUCAUUUUAUCCAAAUGUUGUAAAUAUACGAUUCGCUUUCGCUUUUGCUGGUGAGAGUGAACAGCUCCUUCGUUCGGAUAUCGUUCUAUGACGCAAAUGAUCUAGUACGCGCAAUCUUAAUUUGUAAUUUCCUUCGUGUAGAACUAGCAUUAUUAUGACUCCGUGGGAGCGGCAUUAUACUCGCCUUAGCUCUAACAACUAGAUCCUGAAGGAGACGCUGUUGCGGCAUUUGGACAUUGAGGACGAGCUUGGUGAACAUCUCAUAUGGCGUGGCGGGAAUUGUAGUUACAUGAGGAAGGAAAACAAUAUGUGAACAAUGUGAUGUCGUACUCAACUAUGAUAUUAGGUGGCUUCAAAAGUAGACAAUAAUAGCUACACAAGAUGAGGCACCAUGGCAUGACAAGGAAAAACGACACUUGUUGAUGUCACAUUUACGUCCUGUACCUGUAGAAAUAUAUUGUAGAAAUCAGUGAAAAUAUUGACCUUGCGACCGUGAAUUACAAUGGGAAUGUCAAAAAUGCCUGUCCUCGUUGUGUUCUUCUAAUAUGCGGACGCGAAGAGGAGGAUGGGUUUUGUUACGAAAGUUUCCGGGAAGAGUCGGUCAAUUUCGCGGGUGUCGAGUCGCCCACUCUCAAGCAACAUCGGCAGGAUCUUGCAGCUGCUAUGUCGAACCAGGGGCAAGACGAAGUCGCCCAAAGUUAUGUGCACGAAAACAAAGGAGCAGUUGCUUACUUUUACUAGUUUGCACCUAUCAAUAGCAGGCAGGCGCCGUGUUGAACUUGAAAUAGUUGUAGGAUCUUUGGUCCGCUAUCGCACAGAGGACUCUAUUUCUCGAAGUACUCAGCCAAGCCUCUAACAAAAGGAGAAUGUCAUUCCAUCGAAUGAUGGGAGUGCUGCAAUCAACAAUUUGCCAAAAGAGCGAUUUGGGCAUUCGUCACUCGAUCCUGUUCUAGGAACUGAGAAACGGAGAAGCAGUGGCGAAAGUAGCCUUAAUCGCAGAAAAGAAGAGGUGCAGAGCUUGCUCAGUGCCGUGGAGGACAACCCCUCAUUGGCUUAUGUUUAAGGCUAGAUUGGGGAUGUGAAAUCUACACAGCACUUUCAAAUAGGCUGACAUGGCAAGAGACUGAUCGGCAACAACAUUUUUACAACUAGGUACAGCUCCAGUUUCAUUACUUACUUGUUUCACGAACUGCAAAUUUACAGAGGGAUGUGAUCAAGAAUGGAGACAAAGCAGUCAGUGCUCACUGUAGCAGUGACUUGAAAGGUCAUUAACGUCAUGAGAUGUGCAGAUUUUUUGCGUCUAAUCUGUGAAAACAUCCGGGACCACGAGUGGUAAGCGGCACAUUCAAGAUAGUGUGGAUUUGACCUUGCUUCGGAAGCGACAACGGACGCUUAACGUAUCUGCGGCCUCAAGUCCGUGUAUAUCAUGAAAAAGGCCUCACUUUUCGACAACGGUAGGCAUCAUACUAUCGAAUAUAAAAGAAGGAGUAAGAGAUGACGCAACAAAAUUAUCACGAAAGAGUAGAAAGAUGCAAAUGUUGUUUCUAUCGCGUAUGAGCCAAGUACAACCACGUCAAUGUCCGUUGAUAGAUAGUGUAUCAAAAAGCAGAAGUCUACCGGAUCGAUUUUUGUCAGGAUUUCUUUCACCAUGCUUGUACUACUUUUCGAUGAAUUAGAAUCAAUACUACAGAAGUUUGUUACAGAUGAAGUAACAAUAUGGUCGUCCUCGUCUUUCUCCACUGAGCAUCGGUCUUGUUGAUUCAGACCCUCCAUUAGGCAUCCCUAUGGUUCCUCAUUAGUACAACGAACAAAUUAUAUCUCUAUAUAUUUGUUGUUCUACUAAAUUAUUUAUGUUGCAGCAUGAUAGAUGGCAACUGCUACAACAUUAUUUUUAUAUAUUCGCGGAGAGGGCUAAAAACGGCAACACGACGUGUCGAAUUCGCGGAUUGGCGUUGGUGAGCAGCUCAGUGCUUCAAGAAAUUGUGUCUAUUUUGACCUCAAUAC
Amoebophrya sp. A25 is the source of this 3460-nucleotide messenger RNA. The record is from the annotation of a GenBank genome assembly. NCBI's taxonomy places the organism in Eukaryota, Dinophyceae, Syndiniales, Amoebophryaceae.